Messenger RNA from Fusarium coffeatum, 2094 nucleotides. RefSeq lists its product as uncharacterized. Lineage: Eukaryota; Fungi; Ascomycota; Sordariomycetes; Hypocreales; Nectriaceae. Gene Ontology annotation, biological process: transmembrane transport; intracellular iron ion homeostasis. Gene Ontology annotation, cellular component: mitochondrial inner membrane. Gene Ontology annotation, molecular function: ATP hydrolysis activity; ABC-type transporter activity; ATP binding. The record is from RefSeq and is a predicted model, not a curated record. Bases 1 to 2094 code for a protein of 697 amino acids. The transcript is spliced from 2 exons.
AUGAUCCCUCAAUUGCUGCAGCGCUCAUCGAGGGCAUGUCCUCGGUACAAUCCGGCGCUCUUCCGACUGUCUGCAGCGUCUCAGAGACCGGGUCUUACACAGACCUUCUGGACCUCAGCCCCGCGUCGCGAACAAUCUCGAACACCCACGGACUCGAAAUCCAAGACCGCGACACCAUCAGCCGUGUUUCCCGCUAAGAAGCAACCGACGAAACAAAAUGAUCCUCUUGCGACGACCGAGAAGUCUGCGACAGAGCAGCGCAAGGCCGAUUGGGCUAUCAUGAAGGAGAUGACUCGGUAUUUGUGGCCCAAGGAUGAUUGGGGUACUAAGCUUCGAGUCGGCCUUGCUGUCUCUCUACUAGUUGGCGCAAAAGUUCUCAAUGUUCAGGUUCCCUUCUAUUUCAAAAGUAUUGUUGACUCCAUGAACAUUGACAUUGCUGCUGUUGGAGGUACUGCGACAACGGUUGCUGGAGCCAUGAUCCUAGCAUAUGGCGCAUCUCGAAUUGGCGCAACAGUCUUUCAAGAAUUGAGAAACGCUGUCUUUGCUUCUGUCGCUCAAAACGCCAUUCGAAGAGUUGCCUGCAAUGUCUUUGAUCACCUGUUACGUCUCGACCUCACUUUCCAUCUCUCCAAGCAAACCGGUGGUUUAACCAGAGCUCUGGACCGCGGUACAAAGGGAAUUAGUUUCAUUCUAUCUAGCAUGGUAUUUCACAUUAUGCCAACUGCGCUUGAAAUCAGCAUGGUUUGUGGAAUUCUGACUUACAACUACGGCGCCAAAUUUGCAGCUCUCACUGUUUUGACAAUGGUUAGCUACACGGCAUUUACUAUCUGGACUACUGCCUGGCGAACAAAGUUCCGAAGACAAGCGAACGCAGCGGACAACAAGGCUUCUACUGUGGCUGUAGACUCGCUCAUCAACUACGAGGCUGUCAAGUACUUUAACAAUGAAAAGUUUGAGGUUGCACGAUACGACAAGGCUCUGCAGCAGUAUGAGAAGAACUCUAUCAAGGUUGCGACAUCUCUGGCUUUCUUGAACAGUGGACAAAACAUCAUCUUUUCAUCGGCACUUACAGGAAUGAUGUACCUUGCCGCCAACGGCGUGGCUGAGGGCACUCUGACUGUUGGUGACUUGGUCAUGGUCAACCAGCUUGUUUUCCAGCUUUCAGUUCCUCUCAACUUCCUUGGAUCCGUCUACCGUGAACUCCGACAGUCUCUGCUAGAUAUGGAGACUCUGUUCAACCUUCAGAAGGUCAAUGCCAACAUCAGGGAGAAGACCGGUGCUCCACCUUUGGCUCUUUCCAAGGGUGGUGAAAUCAAGUUUGAGAAUGUCAACUUUGCUUACCAUCCUAACCGCCCUAUUCUCCGUGAUUUAUCCUUGACGAUUCCUGCUGGUAAGAAGGUUGCUAUUGUCGGCCCUAGUGGAUGUGGAAAAUCUACCCUGUUGCGUCUCUUGUUCCGAUCUUACGAUGUCCAGGCUGGUCGAGUCUUGAUUGACGACCAAGAUAUUCGUGAUGUCAACCUCGAGUCUCUUCGUCGUUCUAUUGGUGUGGUUCCCCAGGAUACUCCUCUUUUCAACGACACAGUCGAGCACAACAUCCGAUAUGGUUCCAUCAACGCUACCCAUGAAGAGGUUGUCGCUGUUGCCAAGCGCGCCCACGUUCACAACACCAUUCAAUCAUUCCCCGACGGUUAUGAUACCAAGGUCGGAGAGAGAGGACUCAUGAUCUCGGGUGGAGAGAAGCAGCGUCUUGCCGUUAGCCGUCUCCUGCUCAAGGACCCCCCUCUGCUCUUCUUUGACGAGGCAACCAGUGCCUUGGACACACACACCGAGCAGGCUCUCAUGGUGAACAUCAACAGCAUUCUCCGCGAGAAGGGACGAACGAGUGUUUUCGUCGCUCAUCGUCUACGUACAAUCUUUGAUUCUGAUCUUAUCAUUGUCCUCAAAGAGGGACAGGUGGCAGAGAUGGGCACACACCGGGAGUUGAUCGAUCGUGAUGGCGUUUACGCUGAGUUAUGGAGUGCCCAGGAGACAAUGUUCGGUGAAGAUGGAAAGGAGAAGAACGAGGAAGAGAGCGAAGAGCAGAAGAAGAACUGA